Molecule: messenger RNA, 1080 nt
Organism: Chaetomium strumarium
Lineage: Eukaryota; Fungi; Ascomycota; Sordariomycetes; Sordariales; Chaetomiaceae
Exons: 3
Coding region: 122-907 (261 amino acids)
Molecular function (GO): oxidoreductase activity
Source: RefSeq, a predicted model, not a curated record
CCUUCGUCGCCUUAGCUCCCAGGAUCCGUUGAAGAGAUGUUCGGCAUCUAUUAACUCGGGUGGUCGUAUUCGGGUUAGCCAGUGAUCUAUCUAUCUGUAUCUUCAAGCAGAGGCAACCAAGAUGACUUCCGCUGAGGGCAAGACAGUUAUCAUCACAGGCGCCGCUGGCGGUCUCGGCAAGGCCAUCGCGGACGCCUUCCUCGCAGCAGGUGCCAAUGUCGUGAUCUGCGACGUCAACCCGCAGCGCAUCUCCACGGCCGAGGAGGAAUGGACCAAAUCACAUGCCGGCAAGUUCCUCGCACAACAGACCGACGUCUCGGACGAAGCCGCCGUACAGAAGCUCGUCGAUGCCGCCGUGGCCAAGUUUGGCCGCCUCGAUGUCCUCGUCAACAACGCCGGCGUCAUGGACGACUUCUCGCCCGUCGGUGCUUGCUCCAAGGAGAAAUGGGACCGCGUCCUCAACAUCAACCUGAACGGGCCCUUCCUCACGUCCAAGGCGGCCAUCGCCCAGUUCGAGAAGCAGGAGCCUGUCGGUGGGCUCAUCAUCAACAUCGGCUCCAAUGCCAGCUACCAUGGGUUCAAGGCUGGCGCCGCUUACACCGUCUCCAAGGCCGGCGUCAUGGCCCUGACCAAGAACACGGCCGGCUUCUAUGGGGACAAGGGCAUCUACUGCGUUGCCCUGCUCCUCGGGGGGAUGGCCAGCACGAACAUAACGGACGCGUUCGCCCAGGGCUUGCAUACGGAGAUGUUCCAAAAGAUCCAGGCGUCACAGUCGCAGUUUGCGCCCCAUAAGGAUCUUCCCGUGCAGAGCGUGGCCAAGUACUGCCUGUUCCUGACAGAUAAGGACAUCGCUCCGAGUGCCAACGGUUCCUGCAUUGUGUUCAACAACAACUGGCCUGAGGCGUAAGGGGGGGUUGUGCUGGAAUGCGGACAUGGUGUGGAUGAGGGAGCUUGGGCUUCGUGUUCCACUCAGGAGGAAUGUAGAAGUAAACAAAAACAGUACAGAUACCCAGCCAGCUACCUAUCUUGUUCUGGCCUCAGUCACAAAUGUCAAGCAAAAGCAGGUCUGGCACCAUUAUC